This is a messenger RNA of Tachyglossus aculeatus (Australian echidna), 918 nucleotides long. RefSeq names its product cone-rod homeobox (gene CRX). Gene Ontology annotation, cellular component: nucleus. Gene Ontology annotation, molecular function: DNA-binding transcription factor activity, RNA polymerase II-specific; RNA polymerase II cis-regulatory region sequence-specific DNA binding. Gene Ontology annotation, biological process: regulation of transcription by RNA polymerase II; multicellular organism development. Lineage: Eukaryota; Metazoa; Chordata; Mammalia; Monotremata; Tachyglossidae. The record is from RefSeq and is a predicted model, not a curated record.
AUGAUGGCUUACAUCAAACAGCCCCAUUACGCGGUCAACGGACUCGCCCUGGCCGGCCCGGGCAUGGAGCUGCUCCACUCGGCCGUCGGAUACCCGGGUAAGGCCCCCCAAACUCCCGCAGCCACCCCCAGGAAACAGCGUCGGGAACGUACGACCUUCAGCCGGGCCCAGCUGGACAUCUUGGAGGCUCUGUUCGCCAAGACCCGCUACCCGGACAUCUUCAUGCGCGAAGAGGUGGCACUGAAGAUUAACCUCCCCGAGUCCAGGGUGCAGGUCUGGUUCAAGAACCGCCGGGCCAAGUGCCGGCAGCAGCAGCAGCAGCAGCAGCAGAGCAGCGGACAGGCCAAGGCCCGGCCGGUCAAGAAGAAGAGCCCCCCGGCAUCGGAGCCCGGCCCCGGCGGCCAGUACAGCCCGGCUGCGCCGGCGGCCCGGCGGGCCCCCCCCGGCUCCACGGUCGGCGCCACCGUGUCCAUCUGGAGCCCGGCCUCCAUCUCGCCGCUGCCCGACCCGCUGGGCACCGCGGCCCCCGGCGCUCCUUGCCUGCAGCGCCCGGCCGCGGGCUCGGCCUACCCCGUGGCCUACCCGCAGGCGGGCCCCGCCGGCUACGGACACGGCUACGGGGCCUCGGGCUCCUACUUCGGGGGGCUGGACUGCGGACCCUACCUGUCGCCCAUGCAUCCCCAGCUGGGCGCCCCGGGGGCGGCCCUCAGCCCCAUCGCCACCCCCACCAUGGGGGGCCACCUGAGCCAGUCCCCCGCCUCGCUCUCGGGCCAGGGCUACGGGGCCGCGGGGCUGGGCUUCGGCCCCGUGGACUGCCUGGAUUAUAAGGACCAGUCGGGCUCCUGGAAGCUCAACUUCAACGCGGCCGACUGCCUGGACUAUAAGGACCAGAGUUCUUGGAAGUUUCAGGUCUUGUGA